Molecule: messenger RNA, 1716 nt
Organism: Astrephomene gubernaculifera
Lineage: Eukaryota; Viridiplantae; Chlorophyta; Chlorophyceae; Chlamydomonadales; Astrephomenaceae
Source: the annotation of a GenBank genome assembly
GCCGCCUACGACAUCUGGCGCGAUAGGUUUUAUACAUCCAUAGUCGUCUGCUUGCUCUUCUUGGAACCCUCAGCUGCACGGUCGGUCCAGCAAUAGGCACAAGCCAUAGGAUAGUGAGAAACCGUUAACGGCUCGUACAUUACCUAUAAGCUUACUGUUGACACUGUUGUGCUGGUAUCGGUCGGCUUCGUUGUGCGGCUGUUACUUCCUGGUGGCAUCGUCAUAAGGUCAAUUGCAGGUCAAUUUGCAUAGCCAUGUUGGCAGUUAUUUUUGUGGCAGUGGCCUUGCUGGCCGUCGCACCGGAAUCAGCCUUCGCUGCUCGGAAGGUGUUCCUUGAAUCCAAUACCUUCGAAGGCUUUGAGCUACCUCCGGGCGUAAGCCUUGACGACGUUGAAUUGCUUGCUGACUACACGACCUUUGAGGUCUACCGCAAGGAGUUUGAGCCUUACCUCGGUGCCUAUGGCGGCUACGGCCUCUACGGCUAUUACAGCGAAUUCAAGCGCAUCGAGUACAUCUACGGCGGCAACGUGUACUAUGACUACGAGCUCACGCGUGGUCCCGAGGUGACCGGAGAGUACGAGCUGGAUGGCCCCCUGCCCACCAAGCCCUCCAAGGGCUCGCUCCUGGGGGAUGCGAGCAGCCGUCGCCGCCUGCUGGCUGACAUUGCGGCUGCCGGUACCUACGGCCCUGGCAGCUACGGUGGUGGUUAUUAUGGCGGUGCGCCGCCGCCCCAGGGUCAGUUCCCGGGCUACUAUGGCGAUGACUCGGCGGAGGAGGCGGGCUGGUCGGACAGCCUGCUUGGGGAGCUAGCCAAGGAGGCGGAGCUGACGCAUUAAUAGGCUCUGCUGGCCAGAGAGAAGGGCUCUAAGCUUGGCCGAGUUACAUUGCGCUGGGUUGAUGGACAUGUGAGGACUCGGGAGGCGGCGUAAUGGAGAGGCCAAGUUGGUGUCAUAGGCAGCAGCCCUGGAGGGAGCUGAGGUGCUUGGGUUGGCUGGAAAGGCUCCUCGGAUGCGGUGUGGAGUGCAGAGAACACAGAGGGCAGAUUGGUAGGAGGCAGCAGAGCAGAGUGGUGUUUAUUGCAUGGCAUGGGGUUAGCUGGAUGUGAACAUGACUCACAAGAUUCAGGCCUGCAGAGAUGGAUGACAUGGCCACUGUCCAGUGCUGCGCUAACUGCGUGCAGGGAAGAUUGUUUUGGCAGUGCAGUCCGCUGUUAGACACGAACGACACCUCUCUGAUUGGCAAUCGCAUGCAAACCCAUAUUCUUUUGCGCAUUUUCUGAUCAUCCCAGUGCGAAUUGUGGUCAACAGUUAACAACUCGGUGCGGGCAAGCAUGUGGUUGUGAUGUUGCUGAGAUGGGACACAUGGCCUGAUGCGGCUGCUGCUUCCCAACCUGUGAGAUUUUACCACGCGAGCUCAUGUAUGUAUGAUUUGUUAACACACUUGGAAUAUGUGUCGUACGUUAUUCGCGGUAAAGCAUACUUGUAGGACGGGUACCGCCGGUUUAUGACUGUAGGGGUUACUAAGACAGACAGCAUUUGUAGUUGAUAUCUUGGAGCAUAUGUAGUCUUAAGACGCCCAGUUGUAGCCGAUUGAAUUCUCCUUUCUAUCCCUGUGGGUUACGGCAGUAUGAGGCGUACGUUCGGGGGUAUUUAUACUGUAAUGGCGCUCAAACACAUCACUCCAAGCCGUACACUUGUGUGACAGCUAGCGGGAUCU